AUGAAUCUUGGUAACGAUGAAAAUAAUUUUGUGCCAAGCGACGACAUUUCCAGUAACAUGUCGUCGGAAAGGAUAAGACUUUUAGGAACUUUCGCUGGUAUUGGAAAUAAUUGCAAUAGCAUGAUUGGUGCUGGGAUAUUCUCAAGUCCUGGUUUAGUUUUAAGUGAAAUUCGGUCUCCUGGAUUAGCAUUAAUUUUAUGGGCAGUAGGUGGAAUUGCCGCCUUGUUUGGAUCACUUUCUUAUUUAGGAAGCUCCACACCAGAUGGAGGCGGAGAAACGGUGUAUUUGGAACAAGCAUAUCCUCGUCCAAAAGCAUUAUUCAGCUAUAUGUUUAGUUUUACCAUGAUUGUGGCAAUACAACCAGCUCAUAUGUCCGCUGUAGCAAAUGUUUUUGCACAAUAUUUCUUAUAUUUAAUUAAGGCGAAAGGACGUUGUGAUAUUGAUUAUUUGCAUCCAAAUGAAUAUAUUACUGAUUGGAGAUUUUGGCAAUUACGACUUUGCUCGUUAGCUACAAUAAUUAUAAUCACCAUUUACCACAUUCUAUCCAACAAAUGGGCAAAUCGUAUAAAUCAAACACUCAUAAUUAUAAAGAUGUUAACACUGCUUGCGAUAUCGAUUAUUGGACUGGCAACAAUUCCUCGGUUUAUUAACGGUGAAAAUACGAAUUGGAAAAAUAUGUUUCCUAGUGAUAUGAAUAUUAGUGCACGUUCUUUGACUGCUGCGCUUAUUCCUAUCUUAUUUGCAUAUGGUGGCUGGAAUAAUUUAAAUUAUACUUUGGAUGAGUUUGUCAAUCCACGAGAAAAACUAUUCGCGUCAAAUAGUAUCAGUGUUUGUCUUGUUACUUUUUUAUACCUUUGUGCUAAUAUUGCGUACACGAAUGUACCAUUAACAAAUAUCACCCGCGCUAAUGAACCUUCAGAAAUCAUUGCUGGCAAAUUCGCGUUCCAAGUCGGUGGCUUUAAUUUAGCUCGCACGUUAUCUUUUUUCGUUUGUCUAUCAGCUUUUGGAGCAUUGGCUGCGAACGUAUGGUCUGGAUCACGAGUAAUUGUAGCCGCUGCAAAAAGAGAUUAUAUUCCGUUCUCAUCAUGGUUCCGAAAAUGGAAUGAAAAUACAGAUACUCCAAUGUUUGCAUUGGUAACACAAGCCGUUUUGUCUUCAUUGAUCAUUAUUUUUUAUCCACAUAAUGAUCCAUUUAAAUUUUUUGUUAAUUUGGGUCAGUAUUGCAUGUGGAUAUUUCUAUUUCUGACUGUUUUGGGGUUAUUGUUUCUGCGCUAUUCUCAACCCACUUUAACGCGUCCAUUCAAAGUGUUCCUCUCAAUACCCAUAAUAUUUCUCAUAUUCACACUAUUCAUCAUAAUUGGGUCUUUCGUAAACGAUUCACCAAAUUCACCUUAUUCACAGCAGCAACCCAACAAUGACCGAUGUGAAAGUUCCUACAAAUACGUAAAAUAUAAAUAUUACCUUCCUUAUGUUGUCAGUCUGGUUGUAAUAGGACUUGGUGCAAUUUGCUGGUACAUUUCAUAUCGGCCUAAAUGCAAGACACUUAGUCUAAGUAUUUUGUCGGAUGAAGCGAGCAACUUACCAUUAGAGAAAAAUGAUUCUUAG
Ambispora gerdemannii is the source of this 1605-nucleotide messenger RNA. The record is from the annotation of a GenBank genome assembly. Lineage: Eukaryota; Fungi; Glomeromycota; Glomeromycetes; Archaeosporales; Ambisporaceae.